This is a messenger RNA of Trichomonas vaginalis G3, 1419 nucleotides long. Its product is annotated as sperm-tail PG-rich domain-containing protein. Bases 1 to 1419 code for a protein of 472 amino acids. The transcript has a single exon. NCBI's taxonomy places the organism in Eukaryota, Parabasalia, Trichomonadida, Trichomonadidae. The record is from RefSeq and is a predicted model, not a curated record.
AUGACUUGGGCACAAGUUAGCGAAAGGAAAUUCGAUAACGAAAUCAAGAACACGCCCGAGAAUGUUGGUCCUGGCCUCUACGAUAUUACUCCAGUUUUAGGAAAUAAAAGGGCAUUGAAAGCUCCAUUUGGAGCAAAAUCUGAUCGUAUACUCUUUGUUCCACCAAAAGAUCAAGUUCCACCACCAGGCUCUUAUAAUGUAACAUUACUUGAUAACGAUAUAAAAAUCACAUCCGUUUUUCAUUCCGGAACUAAAAGAUCAUUUUUUGAUCCACAGAAAACUCCAGAUCCAACUCUCUACUCAAACAUUAAUCAAUGGGGUCAAGUCAAAGCUAAAAAACAGAUUUACAAGCGAACAAUGCCAAAAAAUCGUCCAAUGACAACAUUUUUUGGACAAAAAGGAAUAAAAGGAUACACAACAAACAAAAACGGCGAUUGGGUUCCCAUCAAAGAACCAGAGAGCAAACCAGAAGAUUUAGGACCUGGAACUUACGACCCAAUUUAUAAAGUUGACACUUCGAUUAAAGUUUCAUUGGAUCAGCAUGCAGGCCGUGACAUUUUCCAAGCAAGAAGCUCACAACCAGGCCCAGGAGAAUACAAUCCUGAUAUAGUUAACAAAAGAAAGUUAUUACCACAAAUCGCAAGGACACUAUCUCCUUCUCAACCACAAUCAGAUGUUGCUGAGUUCAUCUCUCCAGCUCCUUGGGUUGACGAAUCGUUAGUUGGUCGUCCAACUUCUCAAUUCAGAUCUGGCGAUAAAAGAGAUGUAUUUCAAGUAUCAUCAAGUACUCCAGGCCCAGCAACAUACUACAGAACAUCCAAACUACCUCAGGAAUACUACGAUAACUCAUGUUUCGGAGUUCGUGCCAAACGUAAGUUCCUUGACAUUACUAGUGAUACUCCAGGCCCAGGAACAUACUCUAUCCGCGAUAUACCAUCGAUGACUAACUCUGCAAAGAUCCAUUCCCGAUUAAAUCCAAUCAAAUCAAACUCAAUGGAAUUUCCAGGCCCAGGACAGUAUAAAACAACCAAAUCAUUACUCGGAAAUACAAACAGACCAUCGUCUGUCUUUGCAAGUAAAGUUUCAAGAGUAUCUGAUCCAUCAACUGAAGUUCCUGGCCCAGGAAGGUACACACCGCUCAUCACUGACACUAGCAGACAAGUUCCUAUCGCAAUUUCGGAGAGAACUGGCGGAGAAACUUGGAUUAAUAGGACACAGAUGGAAAAUCCGGAUCCGACCGCUUAUCAAAGUAUCCUUCCAACGUCCAAUGGAAAGGGAGUUACCAUUUCCAAACUGGAUAGAGACACAAAAACAGCGGAUAAUACACCAGGACCUGGCCAGUAUAAUGUUCUUCAUAAGACAUUCAUCAGGAAAUCAUUCAACAGUGCAGUUUCAAAGUUGGAAGAUGAUGAGAUGUAA